AUGGUAUACAAGAAGAAGGGGCGAUGUCGUCAUGACUGGUACAGCAAUGAGGAUGAAGCUGCCUGUGGUUUUAAGACUAAAAACGGAAGAAGAAUAUUUGAUAGUCAAGGAUUCUGCUGUUCCUGUAGUACAAGUAAUAAUGCGUAUGAGAGAGGAGAGUCGAAAUGGUGCAACAGAGGAAGCAAUCCUGGGCACUGCUUGGAAUUUGAUCCAUUAUAUGAUUUUGUGUUUGGCCUACAUCCUGCACAAUUUGUCUUUAACAUUACGAUUGAAAUUGAUAAGGUUUCAUAUAGUACUCUGAGUGGUGAAGAGGUCUAUGAGAGACUUGAUACUUUAGUGCUAUCACCAACGCGUAGAAUAAGGUCCUCAACAGAUAAAACUAUACGAGCCGAAUACAUUGCAGACUUUUAUCCUAGCGAUUUCAUUCAAGUCCUCAAUCACAAGUACCUUCUUGUUCCAGACAUUUCUAACAUCGAGACAUUUCCCUCUGAUUGGGUAUCGGAUGCUAUAGCCUCUGGCCAGUUGGACUCUUUAUACAACAUGUCAGAAUGGCUACUUGUUGGUAAAGAGCACUUUGCUCUCUCUGGCUAUCACUGCAAUAAAAUUGGUGUCAGCUAUUCAGCUUUUACUCAUCAGACCGAUAGAUGCUCUAAUGUUUUUGGAAGUUGCCUCCAAGGCCAGCCUUAUCACUUUUGGGAGAGAGAUAAGGAAAGGGUAAAAUCUGGACUGAAGCCUCUCUACAUGCUCCAUGGCUUUGGUGAGGUGCAUAAAAAUAGCUACAGGAUCAAUGCCACGGACUAUCAACUCAACUUCAUUGCUCAGAGAAUACAACGCUCACUCAUUACCAUAUCAAUGCAAGCAGACAACCUUAGACUAGUAAUUAAUAAAUCUCCUGCAAGAAUAUUAGAAGCAUACAUUGAUUCUUUUGAAGCUCUAAGCUCCACUGGACUACUCCAGGUAUACAUACAGAAUAUUGGGUUUUUGACUGCAACUUAUGAAGUCUCAGUGAGCCAUUGCUCGUCUGGUAUAGACUGGAUAUCAGCUAAAAUACUGACUCUGGAUCCAGGGGAACAGGCCAAUGUAUCAUUUGUUGUUCACUCGUUCAAUUCACUAGGACAGAUUAACAAUUGUGAAAUUCAAUUGCUGGAUCAAUCUGCAGAGGUUCUGGAUAAUCUUACAAUUAUAUUUGAAACACUAGACACUUGUUUCUGCUAUGGAUACUGUGGCUGCUCAUGUGGUAACAAUAUCUCAGAUUGCCCGCCUCCUCCUGAAUUCCAGUCUCCUGAUCAGUUCUCUCCCAUUGACUUUGGUCUCGAUUAUGAUUUUGAAGGGCUCAAUCUUGAAUGGCUAAGUGACAUCACUGAUUGGUUUUCAUCACAUUUUGGAGCUCUCAUUCUAUUUGCAAUCAUAGCAGUAGUACUGAUACUCCUUGGACUAGCUAAAGUAUCACUAUUGAUAUUUGCUGGUCAAAUUGCUUUACCAGCAAUGAACCAAUGUUGUGGUGCAAUGUCAAGGUGUGUUUCACUCUGCUGUUCUGCUUUCUGCAUCUGCUGUACUAAAACAGCUCUCAAUACAGCCUGGAAGGCCUCAAAGCUGACUAGUGGUAAAGACACCUCACGCCAUGUUGGACAGGAGGACGUGGUGGAGAGUGGAGCCCAGAGACCAAGGACCUGUGAUGGUAUGUGCUCAGGUGCCAAAAAGGCUAGGAGACUGCAUAGGAAACACCUGAGAAUGUUGAAGAGGCAAAAGGCAAAGGACUUUGAAGUAACUGCUUGGUGGGAGAAACCUUACACUUGUACCUGUGUAGUAAAAACAACUCACGACAUUAUGGAGAUAAUCAAGGCAACAUUCUUCUUUAUUUACUGCCCACUCCUUCCAUUGUGGUGGAUCUUAGAGAUAUUAUUUGAAUGGCUGAUGAGAAAGAGGAGGAAACAGAGGAGACUCAAAGAGUAUAGGAGGAAGAAAGCCGAGAAACAAAAGAAAAAGGAAGACACUUACCUUAUGGUAGAUGACUUCUCUAGAGGCAUAAAGCAAAAGAUGGUAGUCGAUUUUGAGAUAAAGGAUGAAAAUGGAAAAAUUAUUAUAAGUGACAGUGAGAGUAACCAAGAGUUAGGACUGGACACUGACACAACAGACACUGAUGAAGCUGGUGAUAUUGAGGAGCUUUUGGAUCCUAAUUAUCCAAUUCAUUUCAAUUUUGCUGGAGCCACCAAAGAAACGAGCCCAUCAUCACUUAAAAGUCCUGGUGUAAACUUCAGCAUACGUGGAAGAUUGAUAAAAGUAGAAGAUAAAUUAUACCAAUUUCAUUUAGCAGAAUUCACUUAUCAGGUAAGGAAGCAAGUGAAAGAGAAGGAAGUCAUCCUGCCUAUGCCUAUUAAACUAAAAAAGAAAGAGUUUGAAAAGACAAUGAAAGAAGACCUUGUACAGCUCCUAGUGACCAUCAAGCCUUUGUUCAUUUGUCUAAACGACAAACCACAGAAAAAGAACAAAGUUUACAUCUAAGAUACACACAUAAAAAUUAA
Molecule: messenger RNA, 2522 nt
Organism: Amphimedon queenslandica
Lineage: Eukaryota; Metazoa; Porifera; Demospongiae; Haplosclerida; Niphatidae
Exons: 16
Coding region: 1-2502 (833 amino acids)
Source: RefSeq, a predicted model, not a curated record